This is a messenger RNA of Manacus vitellinus (golden-collared manakin), 3826 nucleotides long. RefSeq names its product SEC23 interacting protein (gene SEC23IP). Gene Ontology annotation, molecular function: protein binding; metal ion binding. The transcript has 18 exons. The record is from RefSeq and is a predicted model, not a curated record. The coding region runs from base 18 to 2708 and encodes 896 amino acids. Lineage: Eukaryota; Metazoa; Chordata; Aves; Passeriformes; Pipridae. Gene Ontology annotation, biological process: endoplasmic reticulum to Golgi vesicle-mediated transport. Gene Ontology annotation, cellular component: COPII-coated ER to Golgi transport vesicle.
CACAGCAGGUGGUUUGAAUGUCUCACGGUGUCUCUGGUGGUCCUUUUGUCUUUGCAGAUGAUUCUGCAGACGUUGGGGAAGAGGACAGCUUCUUGGGUCAGACUUCUGCCAGCCCCAACCCACCACAGACUUUCAACUAUUUCUCUCAAGUGCCCAGCAGCAGUGAUCCCUUUGGAAGUAUUGGGCAGCCACCCUUGACAACUGCUGCAACACCUGUGGGAGCACCAGCCUUCUCCAGGCCUCCAACUUCACCUCCACUCGUGUCUGGGUCACAGGAUGGGCAAAAUGCCUUUUCACCUCAUAUUCCCAAUUCCCAGUCCUACAGUGCCCCACCCACCUCCCAGGUGGGAAUCCCACCGUACCAGAGCCCUCAGCAGAGCUGUCCCCCACCCACCAGUGCUCCAGGACUUCCCCCAGGAACACCUCAGCAGGGCUACAACCCCUACAGACACACCACCCUGAGCAGCAGAGCCAACCCCUACCUCACCCCGCCCCAGCUGCAGCAGAGCCAUGCCCCUGCCCACACCCCCUCCUCUGUGCCACCCAUGCAGAUGUACCAGACACCUCCGGGGCCUCUGACACAGUUUCCACAGUCCCAGCUCCAGGCUGCCAGGCCUGCAGGUCCCCUGGUCCCAGCCCCUCCUGUCUUGCUGCACAACCAGUAUGAGCCAGUUCAGCCACACUGGUUCUACUGUAAGGAGGUGGAGGACAAGCAGAUAUGGAUGCCAUUCAGCCUUCUGGAUUCUGCAAAACUGGAGGAAGUCUAUAAUUCUGCUGCAGAAUAUAAAAGGGCUGUGACUACAAAUCAAUGGCACCGGCGACUUGAGUUCCCAAAUGGGGAGACCAUUGUUAUGCACAAUCCCAAGGUCAUAGUUCAGUUCCAGCCUGCUGCCACACCAGAUGAAUGGGGCACUUCUCAGGAUGGUCAGGCAAGACCAAGGCUGGUAAAACGUGGAAUUGAGGAUGACCAUGAUGAGAUUCCUGAUGGAGAAAUGUCCCAAAUUGACCAUCUGGUAUUUAUGGUUCAUGGCAUAGGUCCUGUAUGUGACUUGAGGUUUAGAAGCAUUGUUGAAUGUGUGGAUGAUUUUCGGACUGUUUCUCUGAAGUUGCUGCAGACUCACUUUAAGAAGGGUUUGGAGGAAGGUAAAGUGAGCAGGGUGGAAUUCCUUCCAGUUCACUGGCACAGUUCUCUGCAUGGAGAUGCAACAGGUGUAGACAGGAACAUAAAGAAAAUCACUCUGCCGAGCAUCGGGCGCCUGCGGCACUUCACCAACGAAACGCUGCUCGACAUCCUGUUCUACAACAGCCCCACCUACUGCCAGACCAUCGUGGAUAAAGUCGGCCUGGAAAUGAACCGGCUGUACGCGCUCUUCAUGAGCCGCAACCCCGACUUCAAAGGAGGAGUCUCUGUGGCUGGGCACAGCCUAGGUUCCUUAAUUCUCUUUGACAUAUUGUCUAACCAGAAGGACUUGGCUUCAUCAGUGAAUUCUGGGCCCUUCUCUGCUGUUAAUGGGACUGUAAAGGAUGUGGCUGUUCAUGAUAAACAGAUGACUGAAGAUAGCAGUUCCUUGGGCUCCUCAAUUGCCACAUCUGGUGAUGACCUUUGUGAGCCUGAGCUGGAUGAGGAUGCUGCCACUUUGCAGAAGACUCUGGAGAUGCUGAGUUUGUCGGAGUAUGUGAGCACGUUUGAGAAGGAGCGGAUGGACAUGGAGUCUCUGCUCAUGUGUACAGUUGAUGACCUGAAGGAAAUGGGAAUACCUCUUGGACCAAGAAAGAAAAUAGCUAAUUUUGUGAAAGACAGAGCAGCCAAGCAGGAACAGAAGAAAGCAAUAGCAGAAAAGAAAGCAGUGCUGGCUGCCACACUCCAAACUCAGGAAGACACCCAGAAAGCAAAAGAGUCAGUUCCUUCUGUCUCCUCUCCAGAGGCUGGUCAGCACUCAAAGAGGAAACUCCCAGUUGGUGCAUCCGUGUCUUCUGUCAACAUUGACUACGAGUACUUUGAAGUAGGAACUGGCCAGGUUUCUGUGGUUUACAGUGCAUUGGACUUUGAACCAGAUAUUUUCUUUGCUCUGGGUUCUCCCAUUGGUGUGUUCCUCACUGUGAGGGGGGUGGAGAAGAUUGAUGAAAACUACAGGCUUCCUACCUGCAAGGGAUUCUUCAAUAUCUAUCACCCACUUGAUCCAGUAGCUUACAGGUUAGAACCAAUGAUCAUUGAAGACAUGGAUUUAAAACCAGUUCUCAUUCCACAUCAUAAAGGCAGAAAAAGACUUCAUCUGGAGCUGAAAGACUCUCUGUCUCGUAUGGGCUCUGAUCUGAAACAGGGCUUUAUCAGCUCUUUGAAGAGUGCAUGGCAGACCCUGAAUGAAUUUGCCCGUGCCCACACAUCUUCAACUCAGCUGCAAGCAGAGCUGGAGAAAGUAGCCAACCAAAUAAAAGAGGAAGAAGAAAAGCAAGUAGUAGAAGCUGAGAAGAUCACUGAAAGUCCAGAGCCUCCAAAAGAUGAAGAUUCCUCAGUGAAGGUGGGAAUGCUGAAUGGGGGACGUCGGAUUGAUUAUGUGCUCCAAGAGAAGCCAAUAGAAAGCUUCAAUGAAUACCUCUUUGCUUUGCAGAGUCAUUUGUGCUACUGGGGUUCUGAAGACACUGCCUUGCUGUUCCUCAAAGAGAUAUACAGGACUAUGAAUAUCAAUCCUGAGCAGCCACAGCAUUGAUGUCUAGAAACAGGAAUUUCCACACCUGUUGCUCCCACAGACCUGGUGAAAAACUCUUUGGAAAACAUCUGGUAUUUUCAUAUUUACACAUGACAGGAUAAGCAUCAGACUUCUUUUUUUCUGCCAGUGCAGAACUUGCUCUGAUUCUACCUUCUUGUGUCACUUCAAGCAAACUUAAAUUCCGAGGUGCUCAGCACUGUCCAUCAGGAGAUGGAUGGAAUGACACAGUUCUGAUCCUAAAUCAGUUUAAUUGUACAGUUGCCAAGUAUAAGGUGAUCAGUGAAGAAGUUUAUUUUGGCAUGCAAAUCAUUACUUCUCCUUCAGCUCUCCUGUCUCAGCUGGCUGUCAGACAUGCUCUGCCUACUAAGGCAGCUUGUCCUCAUUAAAAAGGACUUGGUGGAACAGCAAUAAUCUGUUUUUCUUGACAUGUUCGUUCGUCCACCUUCAAACUAUAAAAUGUGAGCUGUAGUUAUAACCAUCUUUAUUACAGAUUACACAAUCCAGUUCAUAUUUACUAACAAUUAGCAACCAGAAUCAUUUUCUUACUAUUGUAAGUGUGAUGGAGAUUAUUUUAUAAAGACCUUUUUAAGCCUCUGUUAAGAGUUUUACUGUUGCUUUUUUUUUUUAUAAGUAAAAAUGAACUUUUGACUUUGAAAAUGUUAGAAGUUUGUUACAACUAGUUCAGUGUUCACAUAUCCUGAAAUGAAGAACAAUUUAAAAUAACAUUUUGAUCUGGUAAUUACAGAAUUAGAGACUGUUCUGAGUUAAUUAAGGCAAUUUUAGUGAAACCAGACUGCAGUUGGGAGAAUUAAAAUACUUACCUUGAUCUUGCAGUCCCACAUCUCAAGACAGUCAAUGUAAAUAGGAUCCUGAAGCUUAGGGGUGCUGGAUAAUAAUCUGGAUCCAGACCUGCAAUCCAGGCUCCAUUUUUUGUACCAAAGUUGAAAUGAAUUGGGUGGUGUGAAAUCCUUGGAAUUCAUGUCUCGGAAUACUGAGCUGCUGUACCUUUCCUUGGGCUCCAAGUUACAUACACAUUGUGGCUUUUCUUAAUAUUGGUGAUUUAACCUUACUACUGACUCUUUGCCUCUGUUAUUGCAGUAAAUGAAUUCUGAAAUGCA